CGGGCGGGCGGGGAAGGUCGCGGGAUGGAGGAGCGGGAAGGGCGGCGGCAAGGACGAAGGGGCUCGCUCUGGCUCUCGCCGCCGCCGCCCCCCGCGCCUUCCUCAGCGCCCACCUGGCGGGGGAGGUCUCCCUGCCGCCCCGCGCCCUCGGCAGCCUCUCCGCCCUCCCCAAAGGGCAUUUCUGGCCGGCUCGUCGCAGGACCGCUCGCCGCCGCCGCCGCCGCCGCAUUGUGCCCUCCGUCGCCGGCCCAGACGCUGCCCAGCGCCCUGCGCGUCGUUCUGCCCCGGAAGAGUGGCCCUGCCCUAAAGCGUCGCUCCCGCGCCCACCGCCGCUCCUGCCGGCCAGGCAUGGCCAGGCCCCGCAGCCCGCCCUGCUUGCCGGGCACCUUCCUGGGCAACUGCAGCCCGCCGCCGCCUCCCCGCUACUCUCCAGAAUUCGGCCGUCUCGGUCUGUCCGCUCCCUGGAUCAGUCGCGAACUGCUUUGCCUGCCACUCUGCCCUUCCCCUGGCUUACCAUGUGCAAUUGUUGCCCCCGCAGAACGGCCGCUCUUUAUAGACUGCUCCUGUAACAAUCCCGCUGCACAGGCACACCUGGCGCAUCCCGCGUGAAAGCCGCCUCUGCCUCUUGCCGAUGUGGCGGGGGCCAGGGACUUCCACACACUCUGGCUCCAUCAGUUGCUGCUUCUUUCCACCUUGCCCUCUUCUGCCUGUCGGUGUCACGGCAUCCCUCCUCUCUUCCCCAGGCCUGGAUUGUUACCGUCUAGAUAUAUAUUUUUUCCUCCAUGCCAAGCUAGAGCCUUUGGCAUAUUUUGUGAGAUGACCAGCCCCUGGCUCUCUUUUCUUCCUGCUGUAGCUGAUUUUAAAUCUCGCGUUCUACUUUUAGCAACUCAUUUCCUACACCUAUGGAAACUAAGUAUCUUUCUGUUUAUUUUUAUAUUAACCAGCAUCUCUGUAGUUUGAUUAGCUGUAACUGACCCUUUAUUUAAAAACAACCCUUUUUAUCAUGUGUAAUAUUCAUUUCUUCACCAUCAUUUCUCUCUCUCUCUUUCUGUCUGUGUUAUCAUGUCGCCCUGAUUAUGUUUUGCUGUUCCAGCAGAUAUUAGCCUCAUUUUGCUCCCUUGUUGUCUGUACAUUUAUAAUAGCUUUCUAGCCAUUCCCAGUGUGAUACAAAAGCAAAUAUCAAGCUAAUUACUGCAGGAUUUUUGCCUUCAAAUUGACUGUUGGAAUCUGCAGGAAGAGGAUAUUAACAGUCAGGCUAAGCAUGGAGUGCCCAUCGUGAUGUAGUGGAAGGCACCACAGAAGCUCACAUUACUUACAGGACCUAAAGAUCUAUUGUGAAUUCCUGUGAUGCUCUUCUGAUAUCUGAGGUGCUAUCUUUGUAAAUUGAAAACUCCAUCCCCUGCACUGAUAACAUAGUGACUACGUGAAUUUUCAGAGCAUUGUGGAAAACAAUGGGAAUUGGCAAGAACACCACUUCUAAGUCAGUAGAAACUGGAAGUCCAACAGAAGGCAAAUAUGAGGAUGAAUCCAAGCAUUCUGCUUUCUUCUCACUACCAGUUGUGAUGAAUGGCGGAGCAACAUCAAGUGGUGAUCAAGAUACGGAAGACACAGAACUUAUGGCAAUCUAUACUACAGAAAAUGGAAUUGCAGAAAAGAGUUCUCUGGCGGAGACACUAGAUAGCAGUGGAAGUUCAGACGCACAGAGAACAGAUAUGAUAUACACAAUUGAGGAUGUUCCUCCCUGGUACCUCUGCAUAUUCUUGGGAUUACAGCACUACCUGACCUGUUUCAGUGGCACUAUAGCAGUGCCCUUCUUGCUAGCAGAUGCCAUGUGUGUUGGAUUUGACCAGUGGGCUACUAGCCAGCUGAUUGGGACCAUAUUCUUCUGUGUUGGAAUCACAACUUUGUUACAAACAACUUUUGGGUGCAGGUUACCUUUGUUCCAAGCCAGUGCUUUUGCAUUCUUGGCUCCUGCCAGAGCUAUUCUCUCUUUGGACAAAUGGAAAUGCAAUAACACCGCAAUAACGGUUACAAAUGGAACAACAGAGCUGCUGCAUACAGAACAUAUCUGGUACCCCAGGAUACGAGAGAUCCAAGGUGCUAUUAUUAUGUCAUCUUUAAUAGAAGUGGUGAUUGGGUUCCUGGGCCUGCCAGGAGCACUCCUGAGUUACAUCGGACCUCUGACUAUUACACCAACGGUAGCUCUCAUUGGCCUUUCUGGUUUCCAGGCUGCUGGUGAAAGAGCAGGCAAACACUGGGGCAUAGCGAUGUUGACUAUUUUCCUAGUGCUGUUGUUUUCUCAGUAUGCCCGAAAUGUCAAAUUCCCAUUACCAAUCUACAAAUCUAAGAAAGGAUGGACUGCAUACCGGUUACAACUUUUUAAGAUGUUUCCUAUAAUUCUGGCCAUUCUGGUAUCCUGGUUGCUGUGCUUCAUCUUUACUGUGACUGACGUGUUUCCACCUGAUAACACCAAGUAUGGAUUCUAUGCACGCACUGAUGCUAGGCAAGGAGUGCUUUUGGUAGCGCCAUGGUUCAAGGUUCCAUAUCCAUUUCAAUGGGGAUUACCUACCAUUUCAGCUGCAGGCGUGAUUGGAAUGCUCAGUGCAGUGGUUGCUAGCAUCAUUGAAUCAAUUGGUGAUUAUUAUGCCUGUGCGAGAUUGUCUUGUGCUCCUCCACCACCAAUCCAUGCAAUAAAUAGAGGCAUUUUCAUAGAAGGCCUUUCCUGUGUAUUGGAUGGAGUGUUUGGCACUGGGAAUGGAUCUACUUCGUCUAGCCCUAACAUUGGGGUCCUGGGGAUUACGAAGGUUGGGAGUCGACGAGUUAUUCAGUAUGGGGCAGCCUUCAUGUUGCUGCUUGGAAUGGUUGGCAAGUUCAGUGCGCUGUUUGCAUCCCUCCCUGAUCCAGUGCUCGGAGCUCUCUUCUGUACCCUCUUCGGGAUGAUUACUGCAGUCGGACUUUCUAAUCUGCAGUUCAUAGAUCUGAAUUCUUCCCGGAACCUUUUUGUGCUUGGAUUUUCUAUCUUCUUUGGACUGGUCCUUCCGAGUUAUCUCAGACAAAACCCGCUUGUCACAGGAAUAGCCAGCAUUGAUCAAGUACUGAACGUUCUUCUCACUACAGCCAUGUUUGUGGGAGGUUGUGUCGCAUUUGUUUUAGAUAACACCAUUCCAGGGAGCCCUGAGGAAAGAGGAAUCCGGCAAUGGAAGAGAGGAGUGGGUAAAGGCAGCAGAUCCAUGGAUGGCAUGGAAACCUACGAUUUGCCUUUUGGCAUGGAAGUUGUGAAGAAGUACAGGUGCUUCAGUUUCUUACCCAUCAGUCCUACCUUCAUGGGCUACACGUGGAAAGGCUUCAGGAAAAACAGCAGCUCCAGGAGUUCAGAGGAAGCCUCUGAGGCAGCUGUAUAGCCCCUGCUGAAGCCUCCGUCUUCUAGCUGCAGUCAGCAGAUACAUCCGAUACAUCUGCAGUUUCUUGCUGAUCUUGCUUUAUUUUAUGGGGUUUUGUAUAUCUGCGUUUUACAUUCUGGAACCAGAGCCGAAACAGGUUAUAAAAAUAGCUUUCCCAUUGUGGACAGUGAUAGCUAUCUACAAUCUCUCUAUAAUUGUAUUAUGUUUUUGUGUUUUAAAGUACUGUUGGAAUUGCUUAUCUUGUGUUUUGGGACAACUACUGUUCUGCUGAAAGUUUAAAUCUAGAUCCAAAAUUGGUAAACAGCAUUUGUAUAAACAUAGCACUCAUACAUUCCAUUUUAAAAAAUCCCUCAUAAGCCUACAGGCAUUUGUUUAUACUAUUCUGGCAAAUUAUACCAAAAUUUUCCAUACUAGGCAGUGCUUUCAAACUUUUCCAGUAUUUAGUAUGUAAUGGAUAUGCUGACAAGUGACAAGGAACAUAGCACAUAUUCCUAAGAAAUCGACAUAGAUCUGGAGUGCUUUUAACAUUUCCUAACAUAGCAGGCAGAGUUGACUGAGGUGGUAGCUUUGUGCCUAUACCUCCCUGCAUAUUGCACAUCCCUGAACUGACAGUAAGAAUGCCUAAACAGUUUGUUAUCUUGCAUACCUGCAAGUCAGACUUUUAAAACAAUAUUUAUUAAGGACCCAAAUUCACUAGUCUUCAGUGAAUUGCUUAAAUUAGAAUAAUCAGCUUGUCUCUCAAUUUGUAUUGGUCUAUUUACGACAUUUCUGCCAAUCCCAAAAGCAGCCUUCAGUUAAUGUUGCCUUGUUUUUUUCCUUUUUUAAGCUGAACAUGGGACCUGUUUUUAAAACGGGAGAGACUCUGUGUGCAUCACUGUCCACUGGAUGGUUUAACGGGUAUUGGGGGCCCAUUGUGGGUGCCAUUCACUUUUUUUCCUGUACUAGUCUUGGCUCUGACAAUACAUGGUUGUCAAUGCUCAUCAUGCAUUCAUAAUUGUGAAGAUUUAUUCCUGUUUAAUGUUCGUACUGUUGCAAAUUAGUUUUUAGCCAUAAACCUUUUGUUCCUUUCUUAUUUCUUUCCAAUGUGGCCCAAAAGGCAUUUUUAAGCUGUGGAAAGAUUUGUCAGAGAGGCAUUAGGGUAAGUGUUCCCUAAAGGCCAGUAUGCUCUAAGGUGCUUGUGUUUUGUAGUCAGUCUCUCUCUCUCUCUCCUUCUCUCUCUCUCAUAUAUUCCUAAUGCAGGUAUGGUAAAUGGUUGGUCAGUUUCUCAAGCAUGGCUACUAGAGAGACACAAAGGGACUUUCAUUUAUCUCUGAGGAAAGUGAAAGGAGCCUGGAUGUAUCAAGUAUUGAAUAGUUAGGAAGGGAAGCAGAUCAGUGGAUGGUGAAUGUUUCCUGCCAUUUCUACUACAUUUUCCUUGUACAGCUUUUCACACCAGGAUUAUUUCCCCUGUCUGAUCUUUCCUCACAUAACUUCCAGCAGUGUGCUGUCUUGGAAUCAAACCAAGUAUCAUGAAAACCAGCCAAAAGAGUAAUUGUUUUAAAAUAAAAAAGGUUAAAUCAGGACUGGUGCACAGUCACUUGAGCAUAAGAGACCUCCCAUGACCUUGAGAAAUAUAUAACACUAAGGCCACAAUCCUGCUCGUACUUACCUAGAAUUAAGCUUCAUCGAGCACAGUGAAGCUUCCUUCUGAGUAAGCACACAGAGGUGGCAUGUUUGCUUUCCACCUUGUAUGUUGUGUGCAACCAAAGAAAAGAUGGGUGGAAACAAACAGUUCCCCAUAUGUGGGUGGUGGCUAAUAAUAAUGUAAAAUGCCAAAGCCAUUUUUUCUGCACACAUUAGAGCAGCCUUCACCAACCAGGUGCCCUCUAAAUGUAUUGGACAAAAACUCCCAUCAGCCCCAGCUGAUGGGAACUGUCGUCCAAAAUCUAGAGGACACCACAUUGCAUGAGUGAGGCAAAAGUUGUGUGUUUGUCAUAUUGUCAGAGUUUAGCAUAGCCUUGUUUUGGUCAUUUUUGUUUUGUUUCUUGCUAAGGUGCCAGUUGCUUGCUGAUAGCAGAACUGAAAUGUCACUGAAUGCGAUGUGCUACGAUAACACACUCUUCCACAACUUCCCUGUUUGCUUCAGUAGGCUUAUACAGGAGUAGAUCCCCAAUGGACAGUGCCCAGCACAAAAAACAAGAAGUAUAGCUGCUAGCCAUACAGCUGGUGGUAGGGCAUGGUAUUGAGUACCUGUCGUAUUCUGCUAGCAACUGUGGUAAAGUAAACACUAAACUUGUAGCUUAACUAUGCUUAAGUUGUAAACUUAUCUUUAAGUGAAACAGAACUACGAGCCAAUUCAUACUUCAUACCGAAGCAAGCGAGUUGCCCUUUUUGUCUCACUUUUGAGAUGCAAAUUACUGGUUUUAGAGGGUUCUCCCACCAUCCUGGGAUGUAGAAUUUAAAAAUGAAAAAAUGGUUUCCAAAAACCUUGACUAGCUUGGCAGUCUUUGUACUGCAUUAGCUGCACCAACCUGACUACAGACAGCUGAGAAUUAUUGAAUAAAAUCUUUGCCAGAGUUUUGCAGUGUUUACAAGCACAGUCUGGUUUAUUAAAUGACUCUGCCCCCCAAAUCCUGUGAAAGACAAGACGAUCUUGUCUGCUUACAAAAGGUUUUAACGGUCAGGAUGUAGAGCAUUCAGAAUGUUAGGUGUUUCUGCAGUUAUGGAAAGAAUAUAGGGAAAGUUAAUGCAUAUACUUUGUAGUCUUGAGAAAAAAAUGAGAGAGAAAUUGAGAGUCAAAUACAGGAAAGUGUGUGGCUGUGUGGCAAAGUGAGGUAGCAAGACUUGGGUAUCACUAAAAGUGGGAGAUGGGAGUCAAGCACUAUUAAAACGAGUACAGCAAUAUUCUGGCACAGCUCCCAUUAGUUUCAAUGGUGCUUGAACAGGAGGAUUAAGGUAGACUGCACCCCAUGUUAAACAGUUGGGGGAAUGGUCUUCUGAAGCAUCCACCUCUGGGACCAAAAUGGCUUAAGACUGUAUAUAUGAAACAAAAUUCAGAAAACUCCUUUCUCUGGAUGCCCUCCAAGCCCUGUAAAUUUCAGUUGUGUGUUGGGGGGGGGUAUUUGAUGCAUCUCUUACUUUUUUUUUAAAGUGGUGUAUGAACUUCAGCUACCAAUUGAUGGGCUUCAAAAGUGUGUAUGUUGUAAACAGUAUUGUUUAAGAGCAAAGAACACUUAGCUACUUACAUGUAUCCUAGCUGGGAGUAAAAACAACGUUGUGAUACUUUCAAUUGUGGCUUCUUUGUAGCCUCCUGCCUUUCUACAAUCAAAAUUAAACAAUGCGGUCAAAAGAGAACAUCUAAUCAGAAGGGCUGGGGAAAAGCAAUGAGAAAUUUCAGUCAAAAGAAGUAAAUAUUCAUGAUUAAAACAUCACCAUGAUGUCAAAGAUCUAUAACUAUAUAUUCAAAGCAAAAUCAUUUGGGAGCUUUUGUAUUUAACAUAAAAACCUAUGUUAAUUUUUUUAAUUAAGUCCUCUGGCUAAGAUGUUUAAAUGUGUCUUAUAAAAUGAUGCCUCCUGAAUUUAUAUUUAAUUGUUAAUUUUAUCUGUGAUUGAAAAAAUGUAUUAAUCAGAAUAAGCUGCAUCAGGGAAGAGGUUUUUAAAUUUACACGGUCAAUUUGUUUUACACCGUUUAAUACUAACUUUCAGUAUGGCAACUUUGUAAAUGAGUAUUGCAGUAUUUUAUUUCCAUACACUUUAAAAGGAAAAAAAAACACCCAACAAAUAACAUUUUCGCCCAAGAUAAUAAUAGUCACAGGUUUCCUGGGCGGGAGUGAUAUGAUUGUCAUGACAAUGUCAUGUGAUAGAAUUUCUUCGUUGAUGAAUUGCUAGUGAUUGUGUAUACUUUAUUUACCUAUGCUUAUGUUGUUAAGUGGAAACAGAGAGGAAUUCUUGAUCACCUCUCUCCUAAAAACAUGGGACUGGCAACAUUGCUUCAGGACCAGCAGCAGAGCACGUUGAGCAUAGAGCAUGUGCAGCCAUGGGACAAGGUGCAAGGCCAUCUCCGAUAGUAGGUUUUUAUUCUGCCUACUAUUUCAAGGCGACAUUUGGAUACAUCCAGUCCCUGACUCAUAGGGGACAAUCUGCAGGGGAAUUCUCCUAGGCAAGCUUCAUUUGAAGUGAACAGGAGUUCCUGUGUUCCUGUUCAUUUCAGAGAGGUUUGUGAAGGAGAACCUUGCCAUAUUACUUAACGUGUACAUGUUUGGAGGGGUGGGUGAGGAGAAUGCCUUCUGGAUUUUCUGCUUCAAGCUCCAAAAUGUCUCGGGCUGGCUCUGGAUGAGAAUUAGAAAGAGAUGCUAAUCAGAUGUAAAGAUUAAGCAGUCAGACCAAAACAUGUCACCCUCUCACUGAUGGCACAAAUUAGGCUUCUAUCAUCUGUGAAGUGCCGAACUCUAAUGGCCUAACUUCAGGCUGCUUCCCAUGUUAUGGCCUUAUUGGUGAGCAUUCCUAGAGCCACUAGUCCUCUUGGCUUUCCCCUUGGCGCCACCUGGCUCUCAACCCAAUCCCAGCCAUACCAGCCACAGGUGGAGUUCCCAAGAGGCUCAUGUAGGAGUUUGUCAGGAGGAAGGGGAAGAGCCUAGUGGUCAGAAACGUGGGUCAUUUAGAGCCAUUGGCUGAACCUAAGCCCAGGUCACCUGCAGAAGUAUGUUACCUCUGUCAGUGUACUCCAAGGAGGCAGCUGCUGAUGUGCUUCCUCCCUACUUUUGCUGCUUUUGCCCGCCUGGGAGAAUAGCCCAGCCUAUUGAAGGUGUAUGAUAAGCUGUUUGUGCGCACAUGGAUUUUAGCCAGUUUUAACAUGGGCCAUUUGGCUGUCGGCCCACCUACUCCUUUCCCUGCCGCCCUUGCUUUAGAAGUAAGGGACAGAGCCUCAGAAGCGACCCCCAUCUCUUUUGGAGGCCUGCAUCCAACUUUCCUGCAAGCUCAGCGCUCUGAUGUAGCUUGUUCAGAUGCAGUAGGGCCUCUUUGCAGUAAGGCUUCUUUGUCUUUAAACCAUAAAGUGGGAAAGCAGCCUUUUGCCCUUGGACGUGUGCCGGCAUUCCAAAGCGACACAACUCAUAUCUCAAUAUGCAUGACAGACCAGCACAAAAUGGCCUUUUUCUUUUGUUCUUCAGUGGCCUUCCUGAACCAAAAUAACCAUCAUUAACCACCACCAGAGGAAGGUGCGGGGAGCAAGUCCCUGCAGAAAAUGUAUUCUCAUCACUUGUGUUUUUUGCAUGGUGCAUGGUGCAUUUCUAGAGCUUCUCACUCAAAAGGUUUCUUAGCCUGCCUGCACAGAGGACAGCAGAUUGCUGGGGCUUCACAUUUUGUAGUGCUAGAUCCUUUGUCAUUUGUGCUGUGAGGAGGCCACGUGUUAGCCAGUAUUUAGCUUCUGCCCGUUAGUCUCUAUACUGUUAUAGUGCUGGGCUGCUUUAAGUAUUGAGAAUUCAUCUUCAGCAACAUCCAAAACAUUCCUGUCUGGUUAUGAUUUACUUGUGGCUGUGAUUAGUCAUCAGUACAUUUGAUCGCAGAGAAUUCCCUUGUGUGUUGCCUGGCAUCUUUCCAAGUGAACCAUCUUGCUGUGCAUCUCCCCCCCUUCUUUGUUCUGUUCAUAACAACUUUUGAUGUAACAAACUCUUGACUGUUUUUUAGACAAUGGGGAUAAAUAAUUCCCCCCCCCCCGAGUUUUUUGUGAAUGACUUGGACUACACAAUCUCAUGUUACAUACCAAGUUCGGUUUUUUCUUUGAGAUGUGUAAUUCUUUUAUUGAGAUUUUUAUGGAUUUUGUUGUGUUUUGCUGGGAUUUUUUUCUAACAUUGCUUUAUUAAACAUUGAAAUAUUUAAGAAAUAUGUAAUAUUUGGACCAGAUGUUGUGAAUAAUAGUAGAUAAAAGCUAUUUUAUUCUGUAUUUUUAAAAGCUGUUCAGUACAAAUAAAAGGUGACA
Molecule: messenger RNA, 9357 nt
Organism: Rhineura floridana
Lineage: Eukaryota; Metazoa; Chordata; Lepidosauria; Squamata; Rhineuridae
Gene: SLC23A2
Product: solute carrier family 23 member 2
Exons: 17
Coding region: 1452-3401 (649 amino acids)
Biological process (GO): L-ascorbic acid metabolic process; transmembrane transport
Cellular component (GO): membrane
Molecular function (GO): transmembrane transporter activity
Source: RefSeq, a predicted model, not a curated record